Messenger RNA from Adineta steineri, 1056 nucleotides. NCBI's taxonomy places the organism in Eukaryota, Metazoa, Rotifera, Eurotatoria, Adinetida, Adinetidae. The record is from the annotation of a GenBank genome assembly.
AUGAUGAAUUAUUAUCCUUCUGCUUCGCAUUCUACAUCAUUUACUUCUAAUACGUCAAAUUUGUUGCCUCCGCAACAUGCGGAUGGUAAUAGCCAUGUACCUAUAAACCUUCAGAGUGUGUCUCACCCCGACCCACAAUCUACAACAUUUACAUCUCGACAACACAAGUUAACAACACAACCAGUUUAUUUUAUUCUGGCUGAUAGUCAUGGACGAGCUCUCCCGUCAUUAUCUACAAACGAUUACCAGGUCAACAUCAAAUUUCUAUCGGGUUUACAUUGGGCAAAUGAAGAGUGUAUUAGAUUAUGUGCAAAAACCUUACUUGAUUCAGAUAUUAUUUCUUCGGAUUUAUCUGUAUGCACUAGUACAAUAUUGCUUAUAGGUACUAAUUCAAUUCGAAAUGAUUAUGCUCCCAUUAUUAUCAAUCAGAUUGCGUCCAUUGUUGAUCUUAUUCAUUCUCAACAUCCGCACCUCCGAGCAAAAUCUAACAUCACGAUCCUGUCUAGUUUUCCUUGCGUAAACAAAUCUUCAUUAUUUCCAUCAACUCAGGAAUUAGCAACGAACAUAAAUUGUUAUAAUAAUCUUCUUCAAGAGUUAGCAUUACGCAAAAACUUCUCUAUUCUCGAUGUCCCCAUCACAUCUAAUCACCUAAAGAAUGACGGCAUGCAUAUCCACUCGUCUCAUUUCUUUAUAUUAAGUGAUACUAUUGAUCAUUAUAUACAUCACUUAUAUGAUCAAAUACCUAAAACCUCUCGUAUUCAUAAUCGCUCACGCGAUGCUAUUACCCGUCGGAACACAAACCGGCAUAUUAAACAAGUAGCACGACAACAACAGCAAACGGUAACCCGUUCGAUUGCUCAUGCAUGGAAAUUACAUGACUUUAAGCAAUAUUUACAACAUAAACAGAUCCGCUAUAAUCGUUUACCCGAAAUUCGCCAACACCAAGUCCGAAUUCAGUUCAAUGACAUUCACCAAUAUAAUCAUGCUGAAGCAACAUUAUCUGAGGACGAAUUUAAUGAAAUGAAUUAUUAUAAAUGGCUAAACUAUGAACAUUAA